Sphaerodactylus townsendi is the source of this 8129-nucleotide messenger RNA. Its product is annotated as rho guanine nucleotide exchange factor 40-like. The record is from RefSeq and is a predicted model, not a curated record. The coding region runs from base 265 to 4821 and encodes 1518 amino acids. Gene Ontology annotation, molecular function: guanyl-nucleotide exchange factor activity. The transcript has 20 exons. Lineage: Eukaryota; Metazoa; Chordata; Lepidosauria; Squamata; Sphaerodactylidae.
CCGCAGUCGCGCCUCCACGUGCCCUUGGCCGGGCUCCUGCGGGGACUGCAGCUGCAGGCUGCCGCGGCGUCGGGGGCCGGGAUCGCUGCCAGGGGGUGGCCCCAGGCUGGGCUGGCUGGCCGGCCGGGGCGGAGAAGGGGGCCGGGCAGCGCCGAGUCUGCAGGCGGCGGCACAAGCGGCAGCCGGAGAGCGGCCGAGCCCGUCCCGUCGGGGCAUCCAUCGCACCAUGGUGAGCCAUUCGGGCGCGGGGAAGCGAGGGCUGGCAUGGCGCUCCCCGGGGGUUGCUCGGGAGUAGGCGGGAGACGUCUCCAGGAAUGGGAACCUGAACCGGUGGAGGAAUGCGUUCAGAGCACACUGGCCGCUUUGUACCCCCCAUUCGAAGCCACUGCCCCCACCCUGCUGAGCCAGGUCUUCGAGGUGCUGGAGCGGACUUACCAGCACGACGCCCUGCGCUAUACCCUUGACUUCCUCGUUCCUGCCAAGCACAUUCUGGCUCGCGUCCAGAGUGAAGCCUGUGCCCAAUACAGCGGUUUUGUCUUCUGCCAUGAGGGUUGGCCACUGUGUCUUCGGGAGAAAGUUCUAGUCCAGCUGGGUUCGUUGCCCUGGCAACGGCUCUGCCCCGGUGACUUCUACCUGCAAGUGGUGCCUCACCGGGAGUGUGCCCCACGCCUGGUACUCAAGUGCCUGUCACCGGAGGGCCGUGGCAUUCAGGAAUUACCUAUCCCCCCGGACUCCUACCCCUUCCUUUUCACUGUCGAGUGGCUUAACGGCAUCAACAAGGAACGCCGAGUUGGACGCCUGGAGCGCUGUCUGCUGGCUGAUGGAGAGAAGGUGCUGAGCUUUCCCUGGCCGGAGCUGGUGUACCCCCAGUUUGUGCACAAGGACGGGUUCAUUGUGGGGCAGCGCUGCCCUGCAGAUUUGGAGGUGCUGGGGGCGCGGAGUCCAGGGGAUGGGCGCCAUUCCGGAGGGGAGAGCCGGGAGUCCGAGGGCGAGUACGUUCACCUCCUGGAAGUCAGCCCCACUCUGCACCAGGGACCCAGGAUCCCAGAAACGUGUGGUGCUCAGAUCCAGACAAUGCCCGCCCGCAAGGGACACCACAAGAACCGGAGCCGGCGUCACCGGGCCUGGCUCCACCACAAGUCUGGGUGCGGGGAGAAUUUCGCCUUGCGCAAGGUCUGCAAAAACCAAGAGGCGGAGCAGUGUAGUCAAGAGAGGAGCGGCCCAAAGGACAGAACUGAACUACAUAAAAGUAACCCUACCCAGGCCUUGGACCAAACAUCAAAGCCCUCCCAGGUGGUGGAGAACCCAGGUUCUAGGCAACUGGGGCCAAACCAGGAGUCCUCUGGAGGUGACGCACGGCCAAAUAUUUCCGGUGCAGCUAGUGCAGAGGGCAGCGGGCUCGAGAAAGUAGAGCUGCCGGGAUCUGUAAACCGGGAUCCCACUCCGUCAAGGGAGGUCUGCCAUGAAAACCCAUCUCCCGCUUCUGUGACACCGAGACGCACUGCCAAGGGAAACCGGAGGAGAAAAAAAGGCGUUGGGAGAGGUGCGGGUGGCCGAAUCAGGCCAGGGUGUGACACAGCUAAUCAAGAAACAGGGGUUUCCACUGAUCUAACAGUCUCAGAAAAGGAAGGGAUCUGCGUUGGUACAGGAAAAGAGGAUGCUGGGAAAGGAGAAGAAAGCUUUGGCAGUGGCGAACAAGCCGCCAGCCCUGAAGAAUGUUGCGCUGGCAUCGCUGAUUGUAACGGCACCGGAGAAAUAAGUGGCAUCACAGGAGAUGAAACCCCUGGCGCCAAAGAGGAGGGUGUUGGCAUUAAUGAGCUGGCCAUUGGUGCUGGAAAGUGUAGCAUCGGCACCAAAGAACCCAAGGACAGCACAGAAAAAUGUUCUGCUGGCACAGGGGACGGCACAGUUGGUACCGGAGAAAGGAGCGUUGGCAGGGAAGGCCCCGACUUUGAUGCCAAAGACCAGACUGCUGCAGUUGGUGCUGGGGAAGCAAGCCCUGGCAUGGAAGAGCAGAGCGUCAUGGAACAAAAAGCUGGUACGGACGGGGAUCGUGUGGGAGAGGAGGGCCUCAAGGCUGGUCUGGAAGAAGCAGCGUCGAACAAGUUGCCAGGGGAGGAAGAGCCAAGUGUCGACGGGCAGGAGGAAGCCCCAAGUAUUCCAGCUGAACUGGCAGUGGAGGAAACACAACCCGCCUCUCUGCCUGCCGAGGUUCCCCUGCAGCAGGCCAUAGACUGGGACCUUUUACGGUCAGGUGUCUUUGCGCUAACAGGAGGAAUGGACAGGGCUGGACGGCCUUUGCUGACUGUGGUGCCUCAGUUUGUUCGUGAUGGACUGCCCCCAGGGCAAGAAGUUUUGGUCAACACCCUGAGAUACCUUCACUCACUUCUCAGAAAAGAACAGAAGGCCGUAGGGGUGACGGUGCUGUUGGACCUGAGCCAAGUGGAUGACUGGGCCCUCCAGGCUCCUGUGCUGUUACCAGCUUUGAGGAUGUUUCAGGAGGGUUCCCCACCACCGGUGAGUCGGCUGCUAGUGAUCUUACCCCCUGAUGACCGUUUUGUACCCCAUGAAGAGGAGCUGGCCUUGGAACCUGCUGUGGAGGUGGUGGUUCUUUCUCUUCCUGAGCUGCCCCAUUACGCGGCCCAGGACCAGCUGAUUCCUGCAUUGGGUGGGACCCUGCACUAUUCGCCACACAAAUGGGUGGGAGUGCACCAGGCUCUUGAGCAACUGCGGGCCCUCUGCUGUAGCGUCUUAAAAGCUGUGUGUGAAGCCAACGCUCGCCUGCAGGCAGUGGGAACAGCAGCGAGUCAGCAGGAGCCGUCGGCACAAAUCGCCUCGCACCAAGAGAUGAUGCAGAAACUGCUGUCUGAGCCCCAGCUCCUGGAGCUCCAGCGUCACGGUGGGGCCUUGCUCGCACAGCUGCCCACACUAGGGCCACACAGUACAGAGACUGCCGCUAUCACAAAGCUAUACCAAGAGGUAGAUGAGGCUCUUCACAGUCUAGUCCAGCUCAGCAACCAGCGCCUGGAGGCAUUGCAGCAAGAACGGGAAAAAUCGCAGGCUCAGCAUCAAACCGUGGAAGAAAAGACGCGUCUGCCCGCGAUCGGCAACAGCAUGGAGGAGAGGAGGUCCACUGAGAGGGUGGCUGAGGGAGCAUCCCUGGAGAGGAUGCUGCUGCUGAGCCCCAGGUUCCAAGGAAAGACGCCAGAAGCCUCCCCUUCCCCACGGCCCCGCGCCUGCAGCAUCAGCACAUCUUCCUCGCCCAAGCAUGGCUGGGGCCUGAGCGGCAGGUUUGGCUCUUCGUGCAGCCUGACCUCUCUCUUCCAGCCUCACUCCAGCCCCAAGCCUUCCCCAUGUUGUUCCCCUACUCGAAGCAAUCCUGCGGACAUCAGCAAAAAGAAAGGGGGCUCUCCCGCAAACUCCCACCUGUUUAUGUCUCCCCCCUCUCCCCUGGCACUGCACGGCUUGAGUGACCCCGGACGCCCCAGCGUGCAUAUCCGCGGCCUGGAGGUCAGCAGCCGGGAACUGGCGGAUAGGAGCUGUUCACCCCGCGAGCACGUGCUGUUAAGCCGCAGCGGGACACACGUUGCUGAAGCACCCUGGGGGGCCACGCCCCGUACGGAAAGAAGGCGCUGCCUUGGGGUCCAACAGCAGCUUCUGGCAGAGAUGCUGGAGUGUGAGCGGGAGUAUGCGAGUGCCCUGGCUCAGCCUGUGUCCCUGGCCCAGGAACCUGGGAGGCAGGCCUUGCCUGUGGAGCUAAGGUGCAUAGGCAGCGCUCUGCGAGCCACACGAGACCAGCUGGCAGCCUUCCAUAGCAGCAAUCUGCUUGGUGAGCUGGAGGGAUGCAUGAACCACCCGUCGCGUGCUGGGAGCUGCUUCCUGCGUCACGGGGAGAAGUUUCAACUCUAUGCCAUUUACGCCAAAGAUCACUACAAGUUCCAGGCUGCCCUGGCUUCGCUUCGAACCACCAGCAAGAAGGGUCCGACAGAACCGCGUGAGCACAGGCACGUGGCACACGUCUUGCGUGAGCCCUUGGAACAGCUGGAGCGAUAUCGGCGCUUCCUGGGUGAGCUGCUACGCGAGUGUGACCUCGAACGCGGGCCCGACCGCCAAGCCCUGCAGGAGGCCCAGCAACUGCUGGAAGCCCCGGAGCAGCAAGGCAGGGACCUGCUGGCUGCUGAGCAGAUCCGGGGUUGCGAGAUGAAGCUGUCUGAGCAAGGGCCGCUGCUGCAGUGUGGCGAGCUCACCUUGGUGUGUGGGCGGCGCAAGUGCCAGCGACAUGUCUUCCUCUUUGAGCGGCUGCUUCUCUUCACCAAGUGCAAGGGAGCCGAGGGUGGCUAUGUCUGCAAACAGGCCUUGCAGACGGCCUGUAUGGGGCUGACGGAGAGCGUGGGACCCAGUGGUCUACGCUUUGAGCUGUGGUUUGGACGUGGACCAGCCCGACAGGCCUACACACUGCAGGCCGCCUCUCCUGAGGUCAAGCAUCAGUGGACAAAUGUUAUAGCCCAGCUGCUGUGGAGACAAGCUGCCCAUCCGGCAGUCUCCAUGUGCAUAUCCUCCUGCCCAGCCCAGCGUUUGGCCCCUCUUGGCCUUGGCCCUGGCCCUCCUUCUGGGCUAUCACUGCCUGGGCACGUUGAGGAAGAAGAGUGGGACCUAGAUGUCAAGCCCAUCCCAAGGGCAGAGACCUCUGAUUCAGAAGGGCCGUCCCCAAGCCACCGAGAACCAUCUGGCCUGGCAAGAUCCUUGCCCGGGAGUAGCUCUGCUGUGGGGCACCACCAGUCGAGCUCUGGCGCUGCCGGCGAACCAGUGACCCCACUCUGAGGCUGUGGCGGCCAGCGUUGGGUGUGGAGUCUGCAUCGGAAGCUUUUCUCCCCCGUUAGCCACGGACGGCAGGAUUCGGUCCCUAGAGGCUCUGGGAACAGGACAGUCUGAGCCUCACAGCACCACGGGCAGGAGGGAAACGUGCAGGGGUUCAUGUUUGUGACACGCUCCCGCCGUGUCGUCUGAUGACUCUCCCGCCUUCCUUUACCUGCUGCCACCCCAUAGGAAAAUGUAGCUCCCUCCACCUCUGUUCAAGUUUGGAAGGACUCUGUCCUGUCUCAAAGCAUCCAUCCAGUGCCUUUUCCACCAUUUUUUGAGAACUAUUGGAGAUCGUUGGCCCAGACGAUGCUGCUGCUGCUGGUCAGAAGAGUUAGUUUAAAAAAAAGUCCAAACCAAAGAGCUUUGUGUUGACCAUGGACACAAUAAAUCAGAAAAAUGAACUUUGUAGCCGCCAUCAACUGGGCUGAUGCCUUGAGGAUUCUGAAUGCUCAUUUGCUUAGUGUCCAGUCCCAGCUUCUGUCUAGGCCAACUGGUAUUUUGCUUUGACUGGCGAGAGAGGAGAGGAAGAACCUGGAUUAUGGUGGUUGGCCAAACUACAGGAGGCCCAUGGCGGGCGAGAGGAACAGACUGCUAUGGAACAUGAACGGCCCCUCGCAACCCCUUUCAAAGAAGGUGCUCAGACCUAGCCCAGAAACACUGCAGAGCCAUCUAACUUAAAGGAAUGAUACAGCAAUAUUGACGGUGCUGAGUUCUUCAGGAGAGCAGCUGUUCAUUGCUGAUUCCAACGACUAAAAAGCCUAAUUAGAGCCAAGCUUAAUUAGAGCCAAAGAUAAGGCUUCAAGCUGGUAUACUAAUUCUUUUUUUUAAAAAAAAAUGUGCAGUAAGUUUUGACAAGCUGGCGCAUUCGGUAACGUUAACACCCACAACCGCCCACCGGAGCUGAUGUUCUUGUCUCCGCUCGCGUCGUUCAGUUUACCUUUGAGGUGGUAAAGCCUGCACAUAAAAGCAUAAAAAUGCCUUUCCCUGUUGCAGCAACAAAAAUGGCAAUAUGAACAUUGAUAUGUAUGUAUUCACUUCGUUGAUACCGCUCUUUUUGCCGCGUUGAGGACUCACAACAGUUUACACUGGUGUCCCCUCCUUCAUUUUAUCCUCACGACAACUCGGUCAGGUGGGUUAGGCUAAGUGGUGUGACCGGCCCAAGGUAACCUUCAGACUUUGGUGGCCGAGCAAGGAUUCAACCUGAGCUGAGUUUGGCAACGGUUGAACUACUUGCUGGAGCUAUAUGUUCCAUGAACACCUCUGCAGUGAAAUUUCUAUUUUGUCUCCGGUUGUCUGGAUUAUGGGUAUUUUGGAGCUAGCGUGGUAAGCUGUGGCUUCAGUGGUAUUUUUGCCAUUCCGACUCUGGAUCCACACCGCUUGUCUCUAUUUGAUAGUUCUUGUAUUUCACUAACCUACCUCCAUGGGCAGGAUACGUCCAGAAUUUGAUCCCAGGACCUAUCGUGUACACAAACAUCUGCCUACAUGACAAAGUCAGUAAAGCCACUUAGUGCUUAAAAGAUGCAAAAAGCUUUAAAAGAUGCUAGCAGAGAAGUUCAUGGGGGGAUAAUAACGUUUGUUGUAAAGAAGGUUCCCGAGGCUGGUUACCAUUUAGUCAAUUUCCACCUUAUGAAUGUUUUCAAACAUUAUGCUGAAUGUAGUUACUGUACGAUGUCGACCUAUUUCUUCUUUUUCAAAUACUGGGACGGGGUCUCUAUCAGCUCCAUGGAAUUUCACAGCAUUGUUGUACAAGCUGUGGUGCAGCUCCCUAUUAGAGAGUGGUAGGUUUACAGCAACCCUUCUUCACUGUGUGCAUAGUGUCAUCAAGUCUCAGCCAACUCAUGGCAACCCAAUAGGGUUCUCAAGGCAAGAGACAAAGAGGUAGUUUGCCAUUGUUUGCCUCAACAUAGCAACUCUGGUAUUCCUUGGUGGUCUUCCAUCUAAAUACUAACCAGAGCUGUCUUCUAAGCUUUCAAGGCCUGACAAGAUCAAACUAGCCGGAGCUAUCCAGGGCAGGGUCUUUCUCCAUUACUUAGCAUGAAUUCCCCCAAAUGGAACCACUUUUUUUAGUAAUCCUGGUGCUAGUUUGUCAUUCACCCUAAUCACUAGCGACAGCAGUGUUCAAACCCCGAAGUUGGCAUCAUAGGCCAAGGUUUCCCAGAUGAGGUGAUAAGCAUGUGUCUGGACCGUAACAGUUCAGGUGGAGGUUCAUGUAGUCAAAUGUUCCUUCAUACCAAUUUUUUUUUAAAUCCCCAAAUGUAGAAAGCUAGCAUGUUGGUGAGAGGGCAAGACACAAACCUUUCUGUGACAUUUGAUUUUCUGGAUGGGAUCACAGCAGCUUUGGUGAUGAUAAAAAGGGGAGAAAGGCUCUCCUUUAACCACCCCAAAAAGUUAUGCUGGGGAUCGUGGCAAAAGCCAAGUGGGAUGGGAAUGUAGUAAGGAGAACGGGGCAAAAUAGAACAAAACAGCCACCCCGCUACUUGCAAAUGGGUAUUAUUUUUGUAUAGAAGCGUAUUUGGUCACAUGCAUCCAUAGCGGCAAUCUGUGGUCUGAUGUGACAGUGUUUUAUUGGUGCAGUUGUGAAAUUUUGGGGGGGGGGGCAAGUUUUGUGAGGAGAAAGCACACCAGCAAAAAAGCAAGGCUCCUACUCAAAAUGAGAGCAUCUGUGAUUUUUUUAAUCUGCAGAAUAAUGCACUUUCAAUCCACUUUCACAGUUGUUUGCAAGUGGAUUUUGCCAUUUUGCAUAGUAAAAUCCAGCUGCAAAAUGCACUGAAAUUGCAUUAUUCUGCAUGUGCAAAAGUGCUCUCAGUAGCAGCGGAAAGGGAAGGAAGGAAUUAAGCUUGAUUUGGGAAAGCCAGAAGCCUCCAGUCAGGUAGGGCUUUUAUGCCAUUUCCAUAAAAUGGGGCCUACCACAAAGGGGCAGCUUAGCUGUCUGGGAAGCCACAGCACUAGAGAGCUGGCUUUUGAGAAAUAAAAAAACCUGCAUUUUUUAAUUGAGACAUGCAGCAUUUGAAAAGCUGGAAUACGCCAAGAGUGGUUCUUUAAGACCAGGUGUUUGCAAAAGCCAGCUGGGAACAGGCCAAUAUGUAAUGUGUUCGAGGUGUGCUUUUUCGCUCCUGCUGCCCGUGAACCGAAGCCUUCAUAAGGUACUGAGCAAAACACCUUGGGUUUCUGUAAAUUAACAGUUACUGUUGCCAACCAUGUAAUCUCGUCGAAAUAAUCAGGUUUGUCUAUCAAGACGUUAUUUUAUAUAAAAAGCAUGCCGAACCAUA